AAACCAGCAAUUUUUCAUUUGUAGUUCAAAUCCUCAGUCUUGUUUAAUUUCGGGUGCGGAUUCAGCCGAGCACGGAUACUUUCUGCAAUUGAAUUCUGGAUUAUUUUGGGAAUUGAAUUUGGUUAGAAGGAUGGCAUCUAAGCAAAUGGAAUUGAUUCAGAAAAAAUUGGCUAUGUUGAAUUACCCGAGAGCCAAUGCUCCAGCGCAGUCGCUACUCUUCGCCGGCAUGGAACGCUACGCUCUUCUUGAAUGGCUCUUCUUCAAAUUAUUGGGUGAUAAGUCGCCGUUCUCGCAGCAAAAUCUUCAAGGGGAUACUGUGGAUCGAGAUGAAGAAACCUCAAGGAUACAAUAUUUGGCAGAGAUUGCAAAGUUUCUUGGGAUCACAACUACUGUUGACACCGAAGCCAUUCAAGGUCGAGGAAGUUAUGAAGAUCGUACUGAAAUGCUCCACCUAAUUGUAGAUCUUGUGGAGGCAAGCAUUUAUGCUGAUAAUCCUGAGUGGAGUGUUGAUGAGCAAGUGGCUAAAGACAUACAGUUAAUAGAUGCCAUUGCUGAAAAACAAGCUCAAAUAUUUUCUGAAGAAUGCAAAUUGUUUCCUGCUGAUGUGCAGAUCCAUUCCAUAUAUCCCUUGCCAGAUAUAUCUGAUUUGGAGAAACAACUUUCCGAUCAAUCAAACCGACUUUUGAACCUUCAAGAGAUGGUUGAUGAUCUAGCAUCAAAGCACCCUUAUAACCCUGAUGAAGAUUACGUCGAGGUUGAAGCAAAAUUACGCGCACAUCUGGAAUCUUUUCUAGAAACUGCAAAAUCUUUUAAUACCAUUUAUACCAAGGAAAUACGCCCGUGGACACACAUGAUGGAGGUUCCUCAACUUCAUGGAUUUGGACCAGCUGCAAAUCGAUUAUUGGAAGCAUAUAAGAUGCUUUUGAAGUUUUUAGGAAAUUUGAAGAACCUUAGGGAUUCCCACGCGGCAGUAGCAGUUGGUUCUUCGGAAACAGUAGGAGGAGGGGAGCCCUCUUCGGUGAUGAGAAUAAUUUCCGAGUGUGAGAAUGCACUGACAUUCUUGAAUCGGGAUCUUGGAAUUCUUUCUGCAUCUAUUGCUCGGGAGCAGGGACAAGGACAGGAGAUGUCUCUCUAAUGGUAACGAUAUAUAUAUAUAUAUCUUGGAGUGUUGCGACUGAAUUCAGGUAAGUGCAAGUACUAUGUGUACACUUGUUCUUGUUUAUAAUGAAGAUUGGGGAGGGAGGGAAGGGUCAAGUAUAGUUAGUGUUAAAUUGUUAUAUUGACUGGACUGAAACGUGAUCCUUCACUCUUUUUCUGUGCAAUUGGUGUUCUACUU
Messenger RNA from Andrographis paniculata, 1336 nucleotides. RefSeq names its product AUGMIN subunit 7-like. Lineage: Eukaryota; Viridiplantae; Streptophyta; Magnoliopsida; Lamiales; Acanthaceae. The record is from RefSeq and is a predicted model, not a curated record. Gene Ontology annotation, biological process: spindle assembly; centrosome cycle. Gene Ontology annotation, cellular component: HAUS complex. Gene Ontology annotation, molecular function: microtubule minus-end binding. The transcript has 9 exons. Bases 131 to 1135 code for a protein of 334 amino acids.